Messenger RNA from Paramormyrops kingsleyae, 1510 nucleotides. The record is from RefSeq and is a predicted model, not a curated record. Lineage: Eukaryota; Metazoa; Chordata; Actinopteri; Osteoglossiformes; Mormyridae.
GUGGAAGCAUAUAUUGGCUGUAUAUCAACCGUGUGGUCAGUAAAUAGUUGCGAGUUCGCUCAUCUGCAAGUUAUAAUUUACAGCUGAAUUGUACGUUAUUCUUUCUAUUGGAUAGCAGCUUGGGCGUAAACGAUUGGGGGUGGGGGGUGAGGGAGUUGUAACCCCCACCCCCAAUAAUCGAAAUUCGAACCAAAGUAAUCGAACCAAAAGUUAUACCCUUGGAUAGUGAGGUCCAGUCAGAAAAAUCAUGAAAGCGCACAUCCUUUGGGACCGAGGAAGAGAAGCAGAUUACUUAAACAAAACCCACAUAAUUUGGAAAAAAACAUGCGGACUCCACAUAUACUGAGCUGGAACUGUGGACCCCCUGGAGGUUUUGUAGUCGAGACAGAAACGGGGUUUUGAUACAACCUUGGUUUUUUGCUGGUGAAGAAAGCAGCUGAAGAGCAUGGAGACACUUGGAAGGGUUCAGUUUGACCUUAGUCCCCAUCACAUGGCAGCGCCAAGAUGCACGGGGGAUGAGGGUUUGCCUGAAGACUCGUUAGCCCCGCUGAUGGGGGAUCAGAGGUAUAUCUCAGACAAGGGGGGAGAGACACUGGAGAUGGAAGACCUUUCCUUCAACAUAGCAGGCCAUUAUGAAGCAGAUGUCCCAGGUGAUCCGAGGACCAGGCCUGAAGAAGGACGAGGACCUAGCAGGAGCCAGGGAGACUAUGGUGUACGGGAGUUAAGCUCAGGAAUGCUGUCAUCACUACCCAGCCGCACUAUUAGCUAUAGUGAAGUCGCCAUCAUUGCCGAGUACCUUGGUCGUGGUGUGCGGCCUCACCACACCAGCCAGAGCCUGUCUGCCGCACGAGAUGUCUCGCGGUCCUGCCGACCCAGUAUCCGUGGCUACAGCACCCAGACCAACAUAAACAUCAGGCAGAAUGAGCAGCUUGUGAGAGACCUCCGGGCUCUACCAUCUGGGGAGCUCAUGCGGAUGCUGAGGACUGUUCCCCUGAGCAUAGCCAAGAAGCGGGAGGUCAGGAAGCUGUCGAGUUCUCAGAAAAGAGCAGCUUCUACCAGUCAUGUCCCUUGCUGCGCUGGUCUCAUUCUGCAGACCAAGCAUAACUGGCAGUGGGUGCUGGACUCCUCCCGCCUGUGGCAUGCGGCAUUCACGGAUGUGUCUGGCCGUUUCGGCACCGGUGUCCUAUCUUACUUUACCUUCCUGAAGACUCUACUGUUCUUCAAUGUUGUCCUCUUACUGACCACCGGGGUCUUCCUGACCCUGCCCCAGGCCAUUUACGCCCCUCUGCCAUCUUCCAGUAACUUCACAGGCCUGGAGAUGCUCACUGGUAUGGGUAGCUUUGCAAACUCGACCAUGUUCUACAGCUACUACACCAACUCCACGCUGCGUGAGAGCUGCACAUCGGCCCCCAGCGACUGUGGGGCAACAUAUGAAAAUGCCCCCCUGGUCUACUUCCUAAACAUCUCUCUGUCCUUCCUUCUUUCCUGCAUCUUUCUUGUGUACAGGUAG